Messenger RNA from Colletotrichum truncatum, 1005 nucleotides. Its product is annotated as beta-lactamase domain-containing protein. The record is from RefSeq and is a predicted model, not a curated record. NCBI's taxonomy places the organism in Eukaryota, Fungi, Ascomycota, Sordariomycetes, Glomerellales, Glomerellaceae.
AUGUUGGCCGCUACCAUCCUAAGUUUGUCGACUCUUGCAAGCGGCUGUGGACUUACUGGACGUCAUAUUUUAGGGCCGAGGGACGAGGCAUCUUCACUUGUCAGCAGAGCUAGAACGGGGGAUCCAUUACAGUCUCUGCGUAUUCUCAACCCCUAUCCGGGGAUAUUUGCGUACUAUGAUGGUCGGACCGGGGAGCGAUUUCACUCAGAUCAACCAAACUGGCUGGACGAUGGAGCGUUUACUUUGGGAGUCUCAACGUAUUCCGUCAUCGAAGGCAACGAAGCCAUCAUCUUUGACGCACACAUUACCCCUGACCACGCGGGGGCAGUGAUGCGUCAUGUCCAAGGCAUGGGUGUCACCAAGAUGUCCGUCGUGAUCAGCCAUUUUCACAACGAUCACAUCGCAGGAACGGAGGUUUUCUCCAAAGGAGGCGCCACUAUUGUCGGCAACGAGAGGACAGCCCGUACAGUUGACCGUAACUCACAGAAUCUAGCCACUGACGAUCCGCCCAUCAAGGCUGUUCCACCGACUGAUCUUUACACUGGGACACGGGAGAUGAAAGUCGGCAAUCUGACCGUCGAGCUUCACAACUUUCAGAUUCAUACGCCCGACGGCACGGUUAUGUAUAUACCGUCCAAGCAGUUACUCUUCGCGGGCGACACACUUGAGGACACGGCGACAUUCAUUGCCCAACCAAGGGAUCUGCCCACGCAUCAGAAAGAGCUUCAGCGAAUGUCGGGUUUCCAAAUCUCAAAGAUUCUUCCAGCACAUGGAGAACCUGGGCGGAUCGAGGCAGGGGGGUAUAACUCGACUUUCAUUAAUGCAACACUGAGAUACAUCGCAGCCAUGACGGAGGACGUACCACAGCCUGCUGCAUGGAACAUGCCUCUGUCUCAAGUCGUAGCCGAAGACGUUGCAAAGGGCGAUUUGAUAUAUUUCGCUCAGUAUGAAGAGGUACACAAGAGCAAUGCGCAAUCGAUUCAAGAGUCUCGUGGUGGCCGGUGA